Messenger RNA from Colletotrichum siamense, 1593 nucleotides. RefSeq names its product putative mannosyl-oligosaccharide alpha-1,2-mannosidase 1B (gene mns1B-2). Gene Ontology annotation, biological process: N-glycan processing; carbohydrate metabolic process. The transcript is spliced from 2 exons. Gene Ontology annotation, molecular function: calcium ion binding; mannosyl-oligosaccharide 1,2-alpha-mannosidase activity. NCBI's taxonomy places the organism in Eukaryota, Fungi, Ascomycota, Sordariomycetes, Glomerellales, Glomerellaceae. The record is from RefSeq and is a predicted model, not a curated record. Bases 1 to 1593 code for a protein of 530 amino acids. Gene Ontology annotation, cellular component: Golgi membrane; endoplasmic reticulum.
AUGGCUACUCGACGACAGCGGCGCUCCAUCAUCAUCGGCGCCAUUCUCUUCGGCUUCCUGCUCUUCAACACUUUACAACCCUCCGACCACCGACCGAGGCCAAAGUAUGGCAACAUUCCCAUUGCGCAAAGUAGCUACGAUUGGGCGAGCCAUCAACACAAAUAUGCGAUUGCUCCAGAAUCGAUGCACCACCUCCCGACCGAACCACCGAAGGAACUUCCACGAGUCCAAUUCACGCCCAGCGCGAAGCGCGGCCAACCAAACGAUGCGACGUCCGACUCACGACGAGCUGCAGUUCGAGAAACAUUUGUCAGGAGCUGGGAGAGCUACAAGAAAUACGCCUGGGAGUAUGACGAGCUUACGCCCGUCUCUGCCAAGGGCAAGAACACCUUUGGAGGCUACGCAGCUACUCUCGUUGACGCUCUCGAUACCUUAUGGAUAAUGGAUCUACACGAUGAGUUCGGGCUGGCCUUGGCGUCCAUCGCAAAGAUUGAUUGGGAUAACACGGUCGAAACGUCCGUCAACGUCUUUGAGACAACUAUUCGCCAUCUUGGUGGCCUUCUCAGUGCCUACGACCUCAGCGGCGAACCAGUGCUGCUAGCCAAGGCCAUCCAGCUAGGGGAUAUGCUUUAUGCUGCCUUCGACACCCCUAAUCGCAUGCCUCCAUUCUGGUUAGACUUCAAAGCAGCAAAGAGCGGGGAGCUUAUCGCGGGCACGAACGAUCCAUCAGCCUCGCCUUGUUCUCUGUCUCUCGAGUUCACUAGGCUUUCUCAGCUGACUGGCGAACCGAAGUACUUCGAUGCGAUCGAAAGAGUUAAGCUCUUUCUAGAACGAACACAACAUGAGAGCCAACUGCCCGGAAUGUGGCCGGCCUUGAUCAACUUUCGCGACGAAUCUGUCGUUAACCACAACGAAUUCACCCUAGGCGCGCUCGCUGACUCUCUCUAUGAGUACAUACCCAAGAUGUAUGCCUUGCUUGGCGGGACUGAUCCUGCCUACGAAAAGAUGUACCGUGACGCCAUGAAAAUUGCUCAACAACACCUACUAUUUCGACCAAUGCUUCCGGGAGGUGAAGAUAUUUUGUUUCCCGGGACGGCCUUUGUCGAGAACGGUGUGAGACAAAACCCCGAGAGCCAGCAUUUGUCCUGUUUUGUCGGCGGUAUGUUUGGCCUGGGUGGCAAGUUGUUCGGCAUCAAGGAGCAUGUGGGCUUGGCCAAGAGACUGGCGCGCGGGUGUGCCUGGGCCUACUCCUCAUUUCCCACGGGACUAAUGCCCGAGAUUUUUGGCAUGGUCACAUGUCCCUCGUUGAACAAGUGUCCGUGGGAUGAUGAACGCUGGAAGCGCGAGGGAGACGGGAACUUGAGGAAGGGGUUCUCUCACGCCCGUGACCCUCGAUAUAUCCUCCGUCCGGAGGCAAUCGAAAGCAUCUUUCUUUUGUACAGAAUGACGGGCGACCGCGAGUAUCAGGAGAUUGCCUGGACAAUGUUCCAAUCCAUUGUAAAGGCUACCGAGACACCGUUUGCGAACUCCGCCAUCGCCGACGUAACAGCGGAAGGCAAAACACAAAAAUUAGACUCGAUGGAGAAACACUGA